AUGGUUGCCAAAAAGAGAAAGGCCUCUAGGCAGAUGCCCAAAAGCGACAAACAGGAUUUCGACAAGUCUAAAGGCAAAGUGGCCUUCAAUUCAUACGAAGAUAUCGCGGACUCAGAGGAUGAAUUUCAUAUCAACAGAGACAAAGUACUGUUGGACCAGGAACCUCAUGCCAAACGUCAGAGAAAGUCAAGAGAUGAAGAUGAAUUAAUUGAGCAGUCGGACGAGGAAAUCUUAGGUUACUCGGAGGAGAGUUCAGAGGAAGAGGAAGAGGUCGAAGCUCCAAAAUCGAAGAAGAAGUCCAAGGCGAAACUAUCGGAUGAUGAGGGCGCCGAAGAGGAAGAAAACGAGGAUGCUGAGGGAUGGGGAUCUUCGAAACGCGAUUACUACGAUGCGGAUAAUAUCGAGACGGAAGCGGAUGCCCUGGAGGAAGAAGCAGAGGCUAAACGAUUACAACAGAAAAAGCUACAGAAGAUGUCAGAAGCCGAUUUUGGCUUCGAUGAGAAUGAAUGGCUAGGCGAAGGAGGUGACGAGGAAGAGGGAGAUGUGGUGACAGAAGUUUUGAAGGAUGUGGAGAUUACAGAAGAUAUGGGUCCGGAAGAAAGGUUGAGGAUACUACAAACGAGAUAUCCGGAAUUCGAAUUUCUGGCAAACGAGUUUGUAGGACUACAACCCAUUCUUCAAGACCUACAAAAAGAAGUAGACGAAAUGUCCGAAGAUGCAAUCGAGGCGAUGCCUAUCCCAGUUGUGAAGGCCAGGGCCUUGGCAGCUUAUUUGGCAGCCUUGACCAUGUAUUUUGCGAUUCUCACCUCUCCGGCAAAAGAUGGCAAAGGCCAAGGGAAGACUAUUGAUCCAUUAGAGUUGAGAGAUCACGCUGUUAUGGACAGUCUACUGCAAUGUCGGGAGUUAUGGUUGAAGGUCAAAUCAAUUGAAGUUGCAGAGGUGGAAGACAGCUCGGAAGACGAAUCAAUGGACAACCUGGAGGAUGCAAUCAUGGCAGAAGAGGAGAUGGAGACAAUCCGACCAACGAAGAAAUCUAGGAAGGAAUUGGCUCGUGCUACGGCAUCUGAAAUGGCCGCUGCAAAACGCAGUAGACAAAUACAGGAAGCAGAAGAUGACUUGGCGGAUCUCGAUAAUCUCGUAUCCAGAUCCAAGAAAUCAAAGAAGGCAUCGAGAGCCGUUGUUGAGGCAGAUGACGAUUCCGAUUUUGGUGAAGAAGAAUCUAUGGAUGCUAAGGCUGCGGAAGAGAAGGCCAAGAGGAAGAAGUCACUCAAAUUUUACACGUCUCAAAUUGCUCAGAAAUCGAAUAGAAGAGCCGAUGCUGGAAGGGGAGCUGGUGGUGAUGAGGAUCUACCUUACAGGGAAAGACUCCGAGAUCGCCAGGCACGACUCAACGUUGAGGCCGAGAAACGUGGAAAGAAAUUGGACGAAUAUGGACGAGGCACGGCUCUUGGUGGAGAUAGUGAUGACGAUGACCAGGCUGUUGCUGGCGAAGUUCGGGAUAAUGGAGACGAGUAUUAUGAUAUGGUCGCACAGACAUCGAAGAACCGCAAGGAUGACAAAGAUGCGAAAUAUGCAGCGAUUGUAGAAGCGAAGAAAGCAGGGAAGUUGGCGAGAGUGGUAGAAGUGGAGAACGAUGAAGAUGGCAAGAGAGCUAUUGGAUAUGUUAUUGAAAAGAACAAGGGAUUGGCGCCAAAGAGGAAGAAGGAAGUCAGAAAUCCCAGAGUCAAGAAGAGGAUGAAGUAUGAAGAGAAGAAGAAGAAGUUGGGAAGUAUGCGGGCUGUGUACAAGGGUGGAGAAGAGAAAGGUGGUUACGGUGGUGAGAAGACCGGUAUCAAGACCGGCUUGGUUAAGAGUAGAAAGUUGUUAGGACAGUGUGACUUUGAGUCUGCAAAUUGUACGAAAGGUCCUGCUUCGCAUCACUUCUCAAACCGUCGCGAUGUAGCGCAAUGUGGUAGGAGUGCUCCACAAGGAAGCCAAGUAUGUCCUUUGAAUACUUGCUGUAGCGGUAACGGAUACUGCGGGACCACCUCCGCCUACUGCAUCAACGCCGACCCCAUCAACAACAACGCCCCCUGCCAAAGAGGCUACGGCGCCUGCGGCCUCAUCAACUUCCCCAACUGCGCCGGCAGCAGCACCGCAUCCCACGGUCGCAAAGUCGCCUAUUGGCAAACGGGCAGCGCAACCCGUAUCUGCAACGCCCUACCCAUCUCUCUGGUCCAAACGCAAGAUCUAUCCCAUCUCAUCUUCGCCUUCAUGUCCAUCUCGCCUAGCACAUACAAAGUGAUCCCGUUCGAUAACAGCGUCGUAUCUCUCAUGUAUCCCUUCACGGCUCUGGCGUCCACGACGCUCGCAACGUAUAUGGGGGUUGGAGGGGGUGGAUCAACAGGGUUGGCGGGCACGUGGUCGCUGAUGGUGGGGAGUCAGGGGACUCGUGCGACUUUUAUUAGGAGUGUGCAGGAUUGGUUGCUGACGUUUGGGUUUCAGGGCGUGGAUUUGGAUUGGGAGUUUCCGGGGUCGGUGCAGGAUCGCGAUGGGUUUGUUUUGUUGGUGAGGGAGAUGAGGGAGAUUUUUGAUGCGAAUUAUGGGGGGAGGAAUUGGGGGAUUAGUGUUGUUUUACCCCCCGAUAUAUCCACCCUCCAAUACUUCGACCCCAUCAACCUAGAGCCCGUCACCAAUUUCUUCAACUUCAUGUCCUACGACCUGCACGGCCCCUGGGAAGCCUCCAAUCCCUCUCUCGGCGCAUACAUCCGUCCCCAGACUUCUCUUUUGGAUAUCGCGUCUGCGCUUGCGCCGCUCUGGUUCGCGGGGGUUGAUCCGCAGAAAGUUAAUUUGGGUCUGGCGGCUUAUGGGCGCGGGUAUGUUUUGAGUGAGAGUGUGGGUGGGAGUGGGGGAGAGGGGUGUGAUGGAGUGGGUUGUCCGUAUGUAGGGCCUAGUUUGUCGGGACCUUGUACGAGGGAGAGUGGCGUGUUGAGUUUGCGUGAGAUUGAGGUGUUGGUGGGGAGGGAGAAUUUGGGGGUUUCGUGGGUGGGGGGUGGAGGAGAGGGGACGGCGACAGGGGAGCAGGAAGUGGCGGUUAAACAGUUUGUUUUUGGGGGUGGGAAGCAGUGGAUGGGGUUUGAUGAUGAGGAGAGUUGGGGGUUGAAGAGGGGGUUUGCUGAUCGUUUGUGUAUGGGGGGAACGGUGGUUUGGAGUUUGGAUUUACAGGGGGUGGGGAGGUGA
Messenger RNA from Sclerotinia borealis F-4128, 3219 nucleotides. Lineage: Eukaryota; Fungi; Ascomycota; Leotiomycetes; Helotiales; Sclerotiniaceae. The record is from the annotation of a GenBank genome assembly.